This is a messenger RNA of Cladophialophora psammophila CBS 110553, 729 nucleotides long. RefSeq lists its product as uncharacterized. The record is from RefSeq and is a predicted model, not a curated record. The coding region runs from base 1 to 729 and encodes 242 amino acids. The transcript is spliced from 3 exons. Lineage: Eukaryota; Fungi; Ascomycota; Eurotiomycetes; Chaetothyriales; Herpotrichiellaceae.
AUGGCGUCUUACGCAGCAAAACUGGUGGCCAGGAGGCUCUUCAAGGAAAAUUCGUCCAACAAAGAGGGCCGCGAGGAUCCCUACUUCGAGACGAUACCCGCUACCAGGCUCGGAGGACUCUACAAAACCACAAAGAAGAGAAAAAGGGCGCUCCCGCCGGGGUUGACUUCAGAGGAGGAGAGAAUCCUCACCAAAGCAAAAAGAAGAGCCUACCGCGUCGACCUCUGUCUUGGAAGCUUUUUGGGCACAAGAUUCGGCUGGGGAGCGGUCAUCGGCUUGAUCCCGGGCAUCGGCGAUGUCCUUGAUCUCUUCCUCGCUCUCAUGGUCUACCGCACCUGCUGCUCUGUCGACCCGGAGUUGCCCUCGGGCAUUAAAAUGCGAAUGCAAAUGAACGUUGUCAUUGACUUCGCAGUUGGGCUGAUUCCAUUUAUCGGUGACUUUGUAGAUGCGGCAUACAAAUGCAACACCCGAAAUGUGGUUCUGCUCGAAAAGGAGUUGCGUGCGCGUGGCCAAAAGAGGAUUAAGGGUACUCCGCAGGCAAAUGUCGCAGAUCCGAGCCUUCCAGAUGAGUUUGACUACCAGAACGAGGAAGUUCGAUUGAACGUCCAGAACGGUCCUCCCCCAAGAUAUACUUCGCGACGAGAGUCCAGGAGGUCAAAUCGAGAGAGGCAACACGAUGUCGAAGCAGCAGAGGACAUACCUCCUCCGAUGCCUGCUCGCACCCGUUGA